AUGAAAAUAUUCUUAUCAAUUUUUAUAUUUAUAUCAUCAAUUUUAGCACAUAAUGUUUUAUUAUCACCUUAUGGUAAACAAUGCUUUUUUGAAAAUUUGAAAAAAGAUGAUGAAUUAGCUAUAAGUUUUCAAGUUGGUUCAAGAGAUCCUCAUCAAUCAGAACAAUACACAAUUGAUUUUUAUAUUAUAUCACCAAAUGGACAACAAGUAACAAAAAAAACUAAUUUAGAUCAUGGUGAUGAAAUGAUUAAAGCUUCAACAUCUGGUAAAUAUUUGUAUUGUUUUAGUAAUGAAAAAUCAGGUAAAGUUGAUUUAGAUGUUAGUUUUAAUAUUCAUGGCGUAGUUUAUAUUGAUGCAAAUGAUCCAAAAUCCGAUACUUUAGAUUAUGCGAUUCAAAAAUUAAGUCAAUUAACAACCGAUGUUAAAGCAGAACAAAAUUAUUUAGUUAUAAGAGAAAGAACUCAUAGAAAUACAGCAGAAUCAACAAAUUCAAGAGUUAAAUGGUGGUCUGUAUUUCAAAUUAUAGUUGUUGCAGCAAAUUCAAUAUUUCAAAUUUAUUACUUGAAAAGAUUUUUUGAAGUUCAAUCUGUUGUAUAA
Insectozyma verbasci is the source of this 597-nucleotide messenger RNA. NCBI's taxonomy places the organism in Eukaryota, Fungi, Ascomycota, Pichiomycetes, Serinales, Debaryomycetaceae. The record is from the annotation of a GenBank genome assembly.